Molecule: messenger RNA, 1514 nt
Organism: Zootermopsis nevadensis
Lineage: Eukaryota; Metazoa; Arthropoda; Insecta; Blattodea; Termopsidae
Product: glutaryl-CoA dehydrogenase, mitochondrial
Biological process (GO): fatty-acyl-CoA biosynthetic process; fatty acid beta-oxidation using acyl-CoA dehydrogenase
Cellular component (GO): mitochondrial inner membrane
Molecular function (GO): fatty-acyl-CoA binding; glutaryl-CoA dehydrogenase activity; flavin adenine dinucleotide binding
Source: RefSeq, a predicted model, not a curated record
UAGUGACUGCUAUGAAAACGUGCUGUGAUGUCAUUUGUAGUAAACAUGUUACUUAAUAAAAUACAAUCUCUGUUGGGAUCUAGACCCUGGACUGUAAAAUACAAUUCACAUUUCAAAAAUCGUUUUAGCUAACAAGUACAAGAAUGUAUGGUGCGUGUGUGUUUAAAACCUUCGAAACAGUUCGGCAUUUAGCACGAAGUACGGUUACAAAUUUUCGAAAUUUGGCUGCAGUUUCAUCUUCAAAGGCACAGACUGCAGCAAAGUUUAAAUGGGAAGAUCCCUUGAACUUGGAGUCGCAGUUGACGCAGGAUGAAAUUAUGAUGCGUGAUUCAUUUAAUUCCUUCUGUGAAGAGAAACUUAUGCCUCGAGUGUUGUUGGCUCAUCGUAAUGAGGUAUUCCACCGUGAGAUCAUGAAUGAGUUGGGAGCAGUGGGUGCCCUGGGUUGCACUAUACGUGGCUAUGGCUGUGCUGGUGUAUCGUAUGUAACAUACGGUCUUCUGGCUCGUGAACUGGAGCGUGUUGACAGCAGUUACCGUUCAGUAUUUAGUGUCCAGUCCUCGUUGGUUAUGCAUGCUAUUGAUGCAUAUGGCUCUCCUGAACAGAAGGAAAAAUACCUCCCAAAACUUGCCCGUGGAGAAUUGGUAGGGUGCUUUGGUCUAACAGAGCCAAACCAUGGGAGUGAUCCUAGAGGCAUGGAGACAAAAGCCAAGUAUAAUGCAGCAAACAAAUGCUACAUUUUGAAUGGUAGCAAAACAUGGAUUACAAAUGCACCCAUCGCAGAUAUCUGCAUCAUCUGGGCAGUUUGUGAAGAUGAUAAAGUGAGAGGUUUUAUUGUGGAUAGAAAGUCAAAAGGAUUAGAGACUCCCAGAAUUGAAGGAAAAUUCUCUUUACGUAUAUCAAGCACAGGAAUGGUCCAUAUGGAUGAUGUGGAAAUACCUGAAGAAAACCUCCUGCCUAAUGUAGAGGGUCUGAAGGGUCCCUUUGGCUGCCUGAAUAAUGCACGAUACGGUAUCGCAUGGGGAGCCCUAGGGGCUGCAGAGUUCUGUUUGAAAAUGGCUCGUCAAUACACACUAGACCGCAGCCAGUUUGAUAGACCACUUGCAGCCAAUCAACUGAUACAGAAGAAACUUGCUGACAUGAUUCAGGAGAUCAGUAUUGGACUACAAGCUUGUCUUCAUGUUGGUCGACUGAAGGAGAAAAACAUGGUAACACCAGAGAUGCUCUCCAUUUUAAAACGAAAUUCAGCUGGCAAGGCUUUGGAAAUUGCACGAACAGCUCGUGAUAUGCUGGGAGGAAAUGGCAUUUCAGAUGAAUAUCAUGUAAUUCGCCAUGCCAUGAACCUUGAAUCAGUCAAUACUUAUGAAGGUACACAUGACAUUCAUGCAUUGGUACUCGGAAGGGCCAUCACUGGAAUAUCGGCAUUCAGUUGAACUGCCUUUUGAUCUCUCAAGAUAAGCUAUGUACCUGCUUUUAUAAUGCAAUCAACUGUUGAAUUACAUUUGUUUCCACAAAAA